AUGGCUCCGUUGAACCACCACCAGGUUCUUAUCAAGAAGGCCCUGGCGAAGAAGCCCAACACUACCAAGCGGAUGUCCGGGUUUGGCCUUAAACCCUCAGCUGCCAUCCUGAAGUCCCGGCCGCAGCAGCUGCCGCCGGCGACGGUCCAGCCAAGGCGCCGCGUCCGUGUCCUCUUUGAGGACCCUGACGCCACGGACUCGGACUCCGACGACGAGGAGGCCUGCGCCCCUACGGGCCCUGCAGGAAAGACCAAGCGCUUCUCUUUUGAGGCGUUCAUCGGCAAGGCUCCAUCCAAGCCGGUUCUUCCGGCGGCCACAGUUGCCGCGUGCACCAGCGGCGGGGCGCCGGAGAGCUACCGCGGCGUGAGGCUCCGCAAGUGGGGCAAGUGGGCGGCGGAGAUCCGCAACCCGUUCACCGGCAAGAGGCAGUGGCUUGGCACCUUCGACACCGCCGGUGCGGCCUCCGCGGCCUACCUCUCCGCCUCCCGGAGCUUCGCCGACGAGAAGCGCCGCCGCCGCGGGCAGCCCGUGCCCGCCGCUACCUCAUCACCAGCUACUUCGGCAAGCGCUACCCCGACGGCGUCCUCCUCGUCGUCCACCUCGACCCCUCCAUUCGCGCACCCGUCGCCGUCGUCCGUGCUCGAAUCCACCAAGGCAGCAGCGCCGAACCCGCAGUCUCCAGAGCCGGUCGCAACACCAACGCCCGUCGACCUGCCGCUGCCGUCGACUGAAUCCGCGCAGCUGCCGGACGACCCCGAGUUCUACCAGGACCUUCUGCGCGGCCUGCAGCUGCCCGACAUCGACCCGAUGGACUUCCGCGCCGGGCUGGACGCUCUGGACGUCUCCGAUGCGGCCUUCUGCCUGGACGACGAACAGGAUCUGCUGCUUGGGGACUUCGGGGAUGAGGAGCUGGAGAUUGACCUCGACCUCGACGACAUCAACGACGUCUUCCCGGAGUUGUCCGGCUGCGACCUCGGCCGCGGCAUGGACGACUUCCUGCAAACUGUUGAUUUCUGCGUGUGA
Molecule: messenger RNA, 1023 nt
Organism: Miscanthus lutarioriparius
Lineage: Eukaryota; Viridiplantae; Streptophyta; Magnoliopsida; Poales; Poaceae
Source: the annotation of a GenBank genome assembly